This is a messenger RNA of Eruca vesicaria subsp. sativa (arugula), 1107 nucleotides long. The record is from the annotation of a GenBank genome assembly. Lineage: Eukaryota; Viridiplantae; Streptophyta; Magnoliopsida; Brassicales; Brassicaceae.
AUGGCGAACUCCUACACUCUCUUGGAUGAUUUGAAGGCAGGACGUUGCUCUAAGAAGGCGGAAGUCACACUACUUUGGUUUUGGGAGGCGAGGAACACCAGCAGGAACAGCAGCCGAUCCGGAGAGCUGAUGAGUCUUAACAUGUUGCUGAUUGAUGAGAACGCAACGCUGAUGCAAGCAUCCAUUGCCGCGGUUCGACAGCUCAGAUUCAGGCAGAGUCUCACCGAAGGUUCUGUCUACCGUCUAACCGGUUUUGAUGUCACUCGGAGGAACCCAAAAUACCGGUUAUCUGAUGCAACCCUCUCCAUACGGUUCACUGAUGGUACUUCUUUUGAGAAGCUUAAUACGACCGUUGGGACCAUACCCACCAAGCUCUUGAUGAUCACUUUAAGGCUGGACAGAGACGUCAACGUGUGUGUAAGCAUGUUUGAUUCCCAGGCUCUUGGAUUCCAUAGCCGUUUGGAUAGACUAUCAGGUGGUGUGACAAACCAGAUUGGGUCUUCAUCAAAAGUGGUUCACUCACAGAAAAUUGAACCUCUUACUGUUGCUGAGUUUAACCAGUUUGUUAUCACUGCUGAUCCUCAAAUCAUUGAAUUCCUCUGUACAGCCAAAGUGACAAAGAUCCAGAAAGAUGAGGGUUGGUGCUAUAUCGGCUGCUCCAAACGUUCAAAGAAACUAAUCCGAGAGGAAAAUUCUUUCACAUGUGUACACUGCAAUGAAAGCAAUGCUGUCGCGGAACUCAGGUACCAGGUGAUACUUUCUGUGUCAGACGCCAGUGACACAGCUUCACUCCUCGGUUUUGAUACGGAAAUUGCUAAGCUAAUGCUCAUUCAAGCUUCUGAGGCUGCUCAGGUUGUGGGGAUAGGUGUUAAUACUCAAGUUGACACUGAGUUGCCUGGAUCACUUGCUGUUGUCGAAGGUUUACAGGUCCCACAGUCAUCACUUCCUGGAGCUCUUGAACCAGGAACAUUCGACACGUCGACUAACCCUAGCAAGGUUGCCAAGGAAUCAAGUACAAGUGAAGGCGUGGCGACCGAUGGUUUACCAGCACCCAAAGAACCAUCUGCCCUGGAUGAGAAGGCGUUGAAGAAGGCACGAGUGGAAUGA